This is a messenger RNA of Pelecanus crispus (Dalmatian pelican), 927 nucleotides long. The record is from RefSeq and is a predicted model, not a curated record. Lineage: Eukaryota; Metazoa; Chordata; Aves; Pelecaniformes; Pelecanidae.
AUGGUUGGAAUAUUACAAGUUAACGGGCAUGGAGAAGAAAGCACAUUAAUGCAAGACUUAAAGCCUUUUCGAAUUCUUAUCAGCUUGCUGGAUAAGCCCGAACUAGGCCCUGCCAUCCUAGAGGAUGUAUUGAUUGAAGUGUUUCGAACAUUAUAUACACAGUGCAAAGCAGAACUGGAGCUUCAGGCAGAACCUUCUUUCAACAAAGAUCACACGCAGCUAAGCAGCAAACUGAGAGAAAACAAGAAAACAGCAGAAUUGAUUAAAACUGCCAAUCUUCUCUUCAAUUCAUUUGAGCCUUAUUAUAUGUGGGAUUACAUUGCUCGUUGGUUUGAAGAAUGUUGUAGGAGGACAUUACAUGCCAGACUUCAAACUGGGCCUGGAGGUGGUAGUGAGCAGUCUGAGUUACCCCUGACAAAUUUCUGCUUGUUAGUGGAUUUUUUGUUGGAUAUAGUUUCUUUGGAGACUUACAUUGAAAUACAGACAGAACACUUGCCUCAGCUGUUGCUCAGGAUGAUUUCUGCGUUGACGAGCCAUCUUCAUACUUUGCACUUGUCUGAGCUUACUGAUUCUCUCAGACUCUGCUCGAAGAUCCUCAGUAAGGUUCAACCUCCAUUGCUGUCUGCUGGUACAGGUGGUAUCCUGCAGCUUCCUAGUGGACACAGCAGCUCCAUCAAAGAAUGGGAAAAUAAAAAGGUAACUGAUUAUGUUUUGCAGCAUCUUGGAAAAAUACAUUUUGCGUGAAAAGGAAAAGUGGGCUUUCUAAGUCUGUGCUGAACCACCUACAAGUCUUUGAUUAGAUUUAGUUUAAUAUACAAUACCCAUGAAACUUGGAUCAUCAAAGGAAAUUAUAAUUGUGCACUUCAUUGUGGUAAAAGGUCUUGAUUCCUAAGGGGUUUUAUCUAGAUUUAAUAUUAUACAUGUAUA